Molecule: messenger RNA, 297 nt
Organism: Venustampulla echinocandica
Lineage: Eukaryota; Fungi; Ascomycota; Leotiomycetes; Helotiales; Pleuroascaceae
Exons: 2
Coding region: 1-297 (98 amino acids)
Source: RefSeq, a predicted model, not a curated record
AUGACAUCGCCACCGAAGCGUGAGCUGCUCAAAAAGACUCCUCUCCGUCCACCGCAACUGCAUCGCACUACGUCUGCUUACACUCAGCCGCGAGCCUCCGCCGAUGAGGUAUCUGUAGGAAAAGGAAAAGAAAACGGAAAGGGAAAGCAGCUCCCAGUUGUUGAGUUCACUUCCCAAGAGCCUCCGCAGCCUUUCCUCGACCCUUCAAUCAUCCAGCGACGAAUACAAUAUGCUAAGCAAUACGAGAUUGAUCAACGCAAGCAAAUGGAGCAGCAAGCGCCGUCCUCUUCUGGUUGA